This is a messenger RNA of Sungouiella intermedia, 1479 nucleotides long. Lineage: Eukaryota; Fungi; Ascomycota; Pichiomycetes; Serinales; Metschnikowiaceae. The record is from the annotation of a GenBank genome assembly.
AUGUCACAUUUUGACGCAAUAGUCAUCGGAGCCGGAGUGGUGGGACCAUGUAUUUCCACUGCGUUGGCCAGGCAAGGAAAGAAAGUGUUGAUAGUGGAACGUGACUGGUCGGAACCAGAUAGAAUCGUGGGUGAAUUGAUGCAACCUGCCGGUAUAAAGGCACUCCAGGAGCUUGGAAUGGCAAAGGCUGUCAACGGCAUUGGUGCACGUAAUGUCACUGGUUACUACAUUAAGUAUCACGAGAAUGAGAUCAGCAUCGACUAUCCUAGUAAGGAAGACGUUUACAAGACCAACCCUGUGAAACCUGUGCCUCAGUGUACCAAGGACGGCAAUGACAAGUUAAGUGACAGCGACCCAGCCCUUGAUUUCCAGGAGUGGGAGAAAGAUGAGAAUGUUAGAGGAGUUUCCCUCGAACACGGCAAGUUUCUCAACAACCUUCGAAAGAUCGUACGUGAUGAGGAGAACGUGACGUGGUUGGAAGGUACUGUGACCAGUUUAGUCAGAGACGAACACGAUCUGAAUAUUGUUAGAGGUGUUUCUGUGAAAUCUGCCUCUGGUGACAUCUCCAUCUACACUGCUUCGGUGACCAUAGCCUGCGACGGUAUUUACUCCAAAUUCCGUAAGGAGCAUGCAGCAGACAACAUUCCUGUUAUUGGCUCGUACUUCGUUGGUCUUAGUUUGGAGGAUGCUGAGCUUCCUUCUCCAAACAGAGGUCAUGUCAUCAUCGGCAACCAUGCGCCAGUUUUGAUCUACAGAGUUUCCGAGCAUGAGACGAGAAUGUUGUGCGCUUACAGAUCUACCAAGCCACCAUCGUCGUCAAACAACAAGUUCUUCGACUACUUAGAGAACGAAGUGAUGCCAAACUUGCCCAAGUCGGUGGUACCAAGCUUCAAAAGAUGCUUGAAGACCCGCAAGUUCAGAGCCAUGCCUAAUCAAUACUUGAGCGCACCCAAGCAGGGCUCCAAGAACAAGGGAUUCAUCAUGUUGGGCGAUGCCUUAAAUAUGAGACAUCCACUUACAGGAGGAGGUAUGACCGUUGGUCUUAAUGACUCCGUAUUACUUGCCAAAUUUUUGUACAAAGUCGAUUUGGACGACCACGACGAGGUUGGACGCAAAUUGGCCCAGUUCCACACCAAGAGAAAGAACUUGGAUGCUGUGAUCAACACUUUGUCCAUUGCGUUAUACUCGUUGUUCGCAGCUGACAGCAAGUCACUCAAGAUUCUUCAGCAGGGCUGUUUCGAGUACUUCUUGCUUGGUGGAGACUAUGUGAGAGGUCCUGUGGGACUUCUUUCAGGUAUGCUUCCAUUCCCUAUGUUGUUGUUUAAUCACUUUUUCUCGGUAGCUUUCUACGCCAUCUACUGCAACUACGCCAAGCAUGGAGUUAUUGGUUUUCCAAUCGCUUUUAUUGAGUCAUUCCAGACGAUUUUCACAGCAAUAAUAGUGUUUACUCCUUACUUGUGGAAAGAGCUUGUGAACUAA